Molecule: messenger RNA, 3660 nt
Organism: Megachile rotundata (alfalfa leafcutting bee)
Lineage: Eukaryota; Metazoa; Arthropoda; Insecta; Hymenoptera; Megachilidae
Biological process (GO): DNA integration
Molecular function (GO): nucleic acid binding
Source: RefSeq, a predicted model, not a curated record
AUGUCUACCAUUGCAAAAAACACAAUUACGGCAACCUUGACUUCUAUUACCACUAACUAUAGACGGACUUUAACAUUCUUGACCAUACCAAACAUAGCUUCUAACAUACCAGACCAACCUAUCGACAGAACAUUAUUUAAAAUUCCCAACAAUUUAACAUUGGCCGAUCCAGAAUUUUCAAUACCUGCUCCAGUUGAUUUAUUAUUAGGUGCUGGAGUAGCACUAUCACUGUUGAGUAUUGGACAAAUUAAAUUAUCACCUCCUGAUGGACCAGAUUUGUACCUGCAGAAAACGCAAUUAGGUUGGAUAAUUGGUGGAAGUGCUCCAACUCAUCGAUUGACCAAGGAAACCACUUGUCAUGCUAUUACCCCAAUACAACUUGAUUUGGCCCGAUUUUGGGAAUUAGAAGACGGUCCCCAAAUCCAACAUCUGUCUAAGGCCGACAGAGAAUGUGAAGAGUAUUUUAGGAAAACUAUAUCACGGACUUCCGAGGGUAGAUAUAUGGUGGCUCUUCCAUUUAAUGACAAACUUUCGCAAUUAGGAGAAUCUAAAUCUCGAGCCUUGAAGAGAUUUUCAUCCUUACAAGGAAGAUUUAAACGCGAUGAAGAAUACGGGCGGGCAUACCGAGCAGUAUUACAAGAAUACCUUGAUUUAGGUCACAUGUCCGAAACUCAAGUUCAUAACGAAAAGGACGGAAUGUACUACCUGCCGCAUCAUGGGGUCACUAAGAUCACUAGUGAUACCACCAAGUUGAGGGUUGUGUUUGAUGGCUCCGCAGCAACUUCUACAGGCAUUUCUUUGAACGAUACGUUACAUGUCGGUCCAAAGAUACAGGAUGACCUGUUGUACAUAUUACUUCGAUUCCGGAAUCAUCAGUAUGUGUUAACAGGCGAUAUUGAAAAAAUGUACAGGCAAUUCCUAGUGCGUCCUGAAGGCAGGAAAUACCAACAGAUUCUAUGGCAAACCUCAGAUCAAACCCCGAAAACAUUCCAAUUAAACACAGUCACGUUUGGACUUUCUGCCGCUCCAUAUUUGGCAAUCCGUUGCCUAUCACAAUUAGCUCAAGACGAAAGACACCGAUUUCCCCAAGCAGCACAGACUCUAAUCACAGACUUCUACGUGGAUGAUCUUUUAACUGGAACAGCAACGAUCAACGAAGCAUUAACGUUACAAAAUCAAUUGAUACAAAUUUUACAAACUGCAGGAUUAAACAUUCGUCAGUGGGCUUCCAAUCACAGGGCAUUACUUCAAAACCUUCCAGAACAAUCCAUUAACAAACGACUACACCUGGGCGAAUCAUCAACCAUCAAAACUUUGGGAGUGUUCUGGGACUCAAGCGACGACACAAUCCGAUAUUCAAUCACAAACUCGCCAUUAACAAAUUCCUUCACUAAACGAAGUAUCAGUUCCGUCAUCGCGAAAAUCUACGACCCUCUAGGACUGCUCGGACCUGUCAUCAUAUUAGCAAAAAUAAUGCUGCAAAAAGUAUGGACUUUAAAAUUAGACUGGGAUGAAUCUUUACCUAUGGACACACAUACUGAAUGGUUGAAAUAUUAUAAACAAUUACCACUUUUGAACAACGUAGCUUUCAACCGACAAACCUUGAUCAAUGAACCUAGUAUAGUGGAGUUACAUGGUUUCAGUGACGCUAGCGAACGCGCAUAUGGCGCUUGUCUUUAUCUCCGUUCCAUGGACAAACACGGUCAAUGCAAAACACAACUCCUUAUGGCGAAAUCAAAAGUUGCACCUUUGAAAACUCAAUCCAUACCGCGACUGGAACUGUGCGGAGCAUUAUUACUUUCUUCAAUAGUUACCACAGUUCAGAAGGCCUUGAAAAUAAAUAUUAACCGAACAAUAUGUUGGACCGAUUCCACAAUCGUACUUCAUUGGAUAAGGACGUCACCACAUUUACUAAAAACCUUUGUAGCAAACAGGAUAACCGAAAUUCAAAAUCAAACCAAUAUCACAGAAUGGCGACACGUUUCUACUUCAGACAACCCAGCUGAUCUCAUUUCUAGAGGACUAUUGCCCGAAGAUUUUUUACGUCCGUCGAUAUGGCAGACUGGACCUAAUUGGUUAUACAAUACCGAAGAUCAAUGGCCAACCACAACAAUCACACCUUGCAACAUGACGUUAGAACAGCGGGAAAUAGUUUGUUUAACCACAACUCUUCCUGAUACCAGUCUCCUGGAUCGUUUCUCUUCUUGGGAGAAGCUAGUACGGGUGAUUGCUUGGUGCCUCCGAUGGAAAUCAACCAAUCAUACAAAAGGACCCUUAACAACAAAAGAAUUAAGAUAUGCCCAUGAUACAAUUAUCAAACUUGUACAGAAACUCCAUUUUUCAGAUGAAUUAGAACAAUUAUCAAAAGGCAAAAAUCCGCAUUUAAAAAAUAGAUUGGGAAGAUUAAAUCCAUUUAUAGAUUCUGACGGUAUCCUACGUGUCGGGGGCCGGUUAAAACAUUCUUUAAUGCCAUUUGGACAAAAACACCCCAUCAUUCUACCCAAAAACCGCAUUACCCUACUUAUCAUCGACGACGAACACAGAAAACAGUUCCAUACAGGUACCCAGACGACCCUUUACGCGGUCAGACGGCGCUACUGGCCCAUCGAUGGCCGGCAACAAGUGUGGAAAGCAAUAAAACCUUGCGUACGGUGUUGCCGGGCCCAACCACCACCGGUCAACUACCUAAUGGGUAACCUACCUGCCGCCAGAGUCACCGAGUCUCGACCAUUCACUCAUACAGGUGUAGACUAUUGUGGACCAUUUUACAUAAAAGAACGGAAGCAACGAAACCGUGGUCGGAUAAAGGUCUACGUUGCGGUAUUCGUUUGCCUGGCCGUCAAAGCAGUUCAUUUGGAAUUGGUCAGCGAUUUAACCACCGAGGCCUUCAUUGCUGCACUGAAGAGGUUUAUUGCUCGACGAGGACUCUGCUCCUACAUAUACUCAGAUAAUGGGACCAACUUCGUGGGAGCGAAUCAUGAAUUGCAAGAAUUACAACUAUUGCUACGUUCAGAAGAACAUCAAAACCAAUUGACAACAUUUCUGGCAGGCAAAUCCAUAGAAUGGAAGUUUAUUCCUCCACUGACACCACACUUCGGCGGUCUGUGGGAAGCAGCCGUCAAGUCUUUUAAAUAUCAUCUGAAACGGGUUGCUGGAUCCGAAUUAUUUACAUUCGAAAAUUUUAACACUCUCAUUAUAGAAAUUGAAGCCAUUCUGAACUCCCGUCCAUUGACACCUAUAUCCUCAGACCCUAACGACUUGCUUGUCCUUACGCCAGGGCAUUUCCUGAUUGGCGAUUCAUUAACCAGUUUGCGUGAGAAAAAUGUUACAGAGAUACCUACAAACCGCCUCUCGAGUUGGCAGCAAAUCCAAAAAGUAAAACAACAUUUUUGGGUUCGAUGGCACCGGGAGUACCUGAACGAACUGACCACACGCAGCAAAUGGACCAAGGGUGACCAUCCAAUCAAAGAGGGCACAAUUGUCCUACUUCGUGAGGACAACGUUCCAUCACUGCAUUGGCCCUUGGCCAAGGUCAUCAAGGUUCACCCAGGAACAGAUGGAAUAGUGCGAGCUGUCACCGUCAAAACAGCCAAGGGUACGCUGGACCGGAGCAUCAAACGACUCGUCCCGCUGCCCAACCAAUCAGAUCAAUCUGCAUAA